This is a messenger RNA of Lacerta agilis (Sand lizard), 1318 nucleotides long. RefSeq names its product zinc finger protein 135-like. Bases 27 to 1145 code for a protein of 372 amino acids. The record is from RefSeq and is a predicted model, not a curated record. NCBI's taxonomy places the organism in Eukaryota, Metazoa, Chordata, Lepidosauria, Squamata, Lacertidae. The transcript is spliced from 2 exons.
CAGAGAGAUCUGGAGAUGUUGAAGGAAUGCUGGCAGAAGGAGAGAAACUGUAUACAUGUUCAGAGUGUGGAAAGAGCUUCAGUCACAGUAGCUCCCUUACCUCACAUGAACAAACUCAUGCAUGGGAGAAACCCUAUACAUGUUCCAGGUGUGGAAAGAGGUUCAUUCAUAUCCAGAGCCUUACGUCACAUCACCGAACUCAUACAUGGAAGAAACCGUAUGCAUGUUUGGAAUGUGGAAAAAGCUUCUGGCACGGUAGCCAACUUAAGUCACACCAACGAACUCAUACAGGGGAGAAACCUUAUAAAUGUUUUGAAUGUCAGAAGAGCUUCAGUGGCAGUAGUUCCCUUAUCUUGCAUCUACGAACUCAUACAGGAGAGAAACCUUAUACAUGUUCAGAGUGUGGAAAGAGCUUCAGUCACACUGGUACCCUUACUAAGCACCGAAUAACUCAUACAGGGGAGAAACUGUAUACAUGUUCAGAGUGUGGAAAGAGCUUCAGUCAGAGUGGCAAACUUACCUUGCAUAAAAGAACUCAUACAGGGGAGAAACCGUAUACAUGUUCGGAGUGUGGAAUGAGCUUCACUCAAAGUUGGGGCCUUAAUUCACAUCAACGAAUUCAUACAGGGGAGAAACCACAUACGUGUUUGGAGUGUGGAAAGAGCUUCACUCGCAGCAAUGCGCUUACUAGACAUCAACAGACUCAUCAAGGCAGCAAACCUUAUAAAUGCUGGGAAUGUGACAAGAGCUUCAGUCGCAGCGACUCCCUUUACUUGCAUCAAAGAAUUCAUAUAGGGGAGAAACGAUAUACAUGUUUUGAGUGUGGAAAGAGUUUCAGCCAGAGUUGCACCCUUACCUUGCAUCAAAGAUUGCACACAGGAGAGAAACCUUAUAAAUGUUUGGAGUGUGGCAAGAGCUUCUGUCGUGGUAGCCUUCUCACGUUGCAUCAAAGAACACAUACAGGAGAGAAACCGUAUACAUGUUCGGAGUGUGGAAGGAGCUUCAGGAGCCGUAGCAACCUUACGUUGCAUCAAAGAACUCAUACAGGAGAGAAACCGUAUACAUGUUCGGAGUGUGGAAAAAGCUUCAGGUGCGGUAGUCACCUUACUAGACACCAAAGGACUCAUACAGGGAGGAAAUCUUAGAAAUGUUUGGCGUAUGUGUCAUGGCAACCUUGCCUUUGUUGUUGCUGUAAGUAAUAGCCGGCUCGGUUUUAUGGCUUCAAAAGCAUUUAUUUCAUCCUUGCUAAUUACAGAGUCGUAAAUCACGUCUGCUCCUUUCGCUGCAAACGUCCUAACUGCUGUCUUCCGUUUCGCGC